Messenger RNA from Fibroporia radiculosa, 1974 nucleotides. RefSeq lists its product as uncharacterized. Bases 1 to 1974 code for a protein of 657 amino acids. Gene Ontology annotation, molecular function: hydrolase activity. The record is from RefSeq and is a predicted model, not a curated record. The transcript has 19 exons. Gene Ontology annotation, biological process: retrograde vesicle-mediated transport, Golgi to endoplasmic reticulum; intra-Golgi vesicle-mediated transport; nucleotide catabolic process. Lineage: Eukaryota; Fungi; Basidiomycota; Agaricomycetes; Polyporales; Fibroporiaceae. Gene Ontology annotation, cellular component: COPI vesicle coat.
AUGGACACAGAUGGUCACCGUGUCAUCGCUAAGUAUUACCAUCCCAAAAGCCACCCUCAUGCCGAGUCCCAGAAGUUACGCUACUUGAAAGAACAACGAGCAUUUGAGAAAGGGCUCUAUCAAAAAACGAAGAGAGCGGGAGGGGACAUCAUUCUCUACGACUCCCAUUUAGUAGUUUACAAACACUCAUUGGAUCUCAUCUUCUGUCUCAUUGCUGACCCGUCCGAGAAUGAACUCAUGGUGCAUUCCGCCCUCACGGCCUUCUGCGAUGCUGUACACCUUCUCCUUCGGCGCCAGGUAGAGAAGAGAGGUGUGCUAGAGAAUCUCGAUCUGGUGCUGCUGUGCUUGGAUGAGAUUUUUGACGACGGCGUCAUGGUGGAAACGGAUCCGACUGCCAUUGCAUCGCGGGGACCGGACUUUCGGACGGGUUUCCUCCAGGUCAAGUUGAUGGACAUGAGGCACGCGCUGUGUUUCUUGCAACCAAUGUUGAAUGUCGCUGACAUCUCCCAUUCAAACCAGACCAACCAAUUCAUCAUGGAACUACCUUACGAUGUCUUGGCGAUCGGCAACCACGAGUUGUACGACUACGCAAACACGUAUGACAUGUACACUAACUUCGCACCCCAUUGGAACGGACGUUAUUUGUCAUCCAACGUGAACAUCACCGUAUUCGACGGAAACAACAAUACUAUUAGUGUUCCUGUAGGAAGCCGUUACACCAAGUUCAAGACGCGGAAAGGACGCUCUAUUACCUCGUUGGGUGUUCUGUACGACUUCACAGGCAACGAUGUCAACACUACCGUGCAGACGGUGGCCGAUAUGGUAAAGGAAGAAUGGUUUGCCGAGGCAAUUGCGGAAGAGCCAGACGUAUUUGUCCUACUCGGCCACAUGCCUGUUCGCUACGAUAACUGGCCCACCGUCUACGAUGCGGUUCGCGCGGUGCACCCGACGACGCCCAUUCUCAUUUUUGGUGGCCACACUCAUAUUCGUGAUUGCACUCAAUUCGACGGGCGAUCCAUGGCCCUUGAGAGUGGUCGAUACAUGGAAACUGUUGGCUGGAUGAGUGCCAAUCUCGACGUUCCCAAGGAUCACAACAUCACUUUUACUCGCCGAUACUUGGAUGCUAACCGGGUUACUUACGAGUAUCACACCGGCAGGAGUAACUUCACAUAUGACACUGCGGCAGGCCAAGGAAUCACCCAAGGGCUUCUUGAGCUGGCCGUGGAUUAUGACCUCAGCUAUCUAUUCGGAUAUGCGCCACAAGAUUACACGCUGUCUCGCAACCCGUAUCCGUCGAACGGCUCUGUGUUGACAUUAUACGUUGCCGAGGCAAUGCCAUAUGCACUGACGAUCAACAGCUCUCGCAUCUUGGUUCCAAACAUCAUGAUUGUCAACUCUGGGGAGUUACGCUUCGAUGUUCUGAGUGGUUCGUUUACAAAGAACGACCAGCUCACUGCUGCGCCGUUCACGGACUCGUUCCUCUACAUUCCGAAUAUUACAUUUUCUGUCGCAAGCCUGGUCCUCCCCGCGCUCAACAAAGCGGGUGCUGAUGAAAAACGAUCGCUUGAGUACAUGGAACGUGAGAUGGAAAAAUAUGCAAUGGGCGACGUCUCCAUGCGCUAUAAUGCGUGGCUCGAGGAAAUGAACGAGCGGCACAUGGAGAGAAGAGAGACGACGGAAAAUUUGAAUCUGGGCUACGUGACGCAAGACCUGUGCCCUGGUGUCGGUGACGACACUCCCCAUAUUCCAGUGCCAUACUACUCCAGUCCAGACUUCAUCUCGUCCAACCCUCCAAGCGUAUCGAACGACACGCUCGUCGAUCUCGUUUUCAUAAACUUCAUCGAAACCCAACUACUCGAGAUUCUCAACGGCGUCCAGAGCGACAAGGCCUAUACCGAUUCGGACGUGCUGUCAUAUUCUCCGACGCUUGCGAACGCAGUUCUUGGACUGUAUGCUGUAAAAUAUUGGAAUUGA